CAGGGUGGCAAAGAUCUGCGUCAGUGAACGCGGCUUGGCAUCCUUUCUUGUGGGUGUGACUCUCAAGCCGAGUGAAUUUAAAUUGAGGUCCAGACUGACCGGAGAUCACAACUGAGCCAAAAUGAGUUUGACCGACAAAGACAAGGCCACAGUCAAGGCACUGUGGGCCAAAAUCCAGAAGUCCGCAGAUGCCAUCGGGGCUGAUGCUCUGUACAGGCUGUUCACCGUGUAUCCCCAGUCCAAGAUCUACUUCUCCCACUGGUCAGACUUGGGUCCCAACUCCUCCUCCGUGAAGGCCCACGGAAAGAAGGUGAUGGGUGGAGUCGCUCUGGCAGUGUCCAAGAUCGACGACCUCACCAGAGGGCUGCUGGAACUGAGCGAGCAGCAUGCCUUCCAGCUGAGAGUGGACCCGGCCAACUUCAAGCUCCUGUCCCACUGCAUUCUCGUGGUGAUCGCCACGAUGUACCCCCAGGAUUUAAGCCCCGAGGUCCACGUGUGCCUGGAUAAAUUCCUGGCCAACCUGGCUCUGGCUCUCUCCGAGAGAUACCGCUGAGCUGCCAGCAGAGCGGAAUGCGAUCCGCCACAUGUGGCCAUUUUCGAUUUUGUUGAAAAAUGAAAUAAAAUCAACUGCAUGUCGCCAAAAACAGA
Labrus bergylta (ballan wrasse) is the source of this 648-nucleotide messenger RNA. It is a transcript of the gene hbae5, whose product is annotated as hemoglobin, alpha embryonic 5. Gene Ontology annotation, cellular component: blood microparticle; hemoglobin complex; haptoglobin-hemoglobin complex. Gene Ontology annotation, biological process: oxygen transport; hydrogen peroxide catabolic process. The record is from RefSeq and is a predicted model, not a curated record. Gene Ontology annotation, molecular function: organic acid binding; oxygen binding; oxygen carrier activity. Lineage: Eukaryota; Metazoa; Chordata; Actinopteri; Labriformes; Labridae.